Erythranthe guttata (spotted monkey flower) is the source of this 2403-nucleotide messenger RNA. Lineage: Eukaryota; Viridiplantae; Streptophyta; Magnoliopsida; Lamiales; Phrymaceae. The record is from RefSeq and is a predicted model, not a curated record.
GAAAGAAAGAAAGAAAGAAGAAAAUGGAAGCCAAGUGUUUUGUGCUAUGUGUUACAUUGUUAAAUUUAUUAUUAUUUCUUCAGCUCUCACAUUGCAGUGUGACCUAUGACAGAAAAGCUCUUGUAAUCAAUGGCCAAAGAAAGAUUCUUUUUUCUGGCUCCAUUCAUUAUCCAAGAAGCUCACCUGAUAUGUGGGAGGGGCUUAUACAAAAAGCUAAAGAUGGAGGGUUAGAUGCUAUUGAUACUUAUGUAUUUUGGGACCUUCAUGAACCUUCACCUGGAAAUUAUAAUUUUGAGGGAAGAUGUGAUUUAAUAAGGUUCAUAAAGUUGGUACAUGAAGCAGGGCUGUAUUUGCAUCUUCGUAUUGGGCCUUAUAUUUGUGCUGAAUGGAAUUUUGGAGGGUUCCCUGUUUGGUUGAAGUAUGUUCCAGGCAUUAGCUUCAGAACUGACAAUGAACCCUUCAAGAUGGCAAUGCAAAGAUUUACCGAGAAAAUAGUCGGAAUGAUGAAGAAUGAGAGAUUGUUCCAAUCUCAAGGUGGUCCAAUUAUUCUCUCACAGAUCGAAAACGAGUACGGUUUGGAAAGCAAGAGCUUCGGUUCAGCCGGUCAUUCGUAUAUGUCUUGGGCUGCAAAAAUGGCUGUGGAAUUAGAUACCGGUGUGCCUUGGGUUAUGUGUAAGGAAGACGAUGCCCCCGAUCCAGUGAUUAAUACAUGCAACGGCUUUUAUUGUGAUUAUUUUUCUCCGAACAAACCUUACAAGCCGGCUAUAUGGACCGAGGCGUGGACUGGCUGGUUUGAAGAGUUUGGUGGGCCAAUACAUCAUCGUCCGGUUGAAGAUUUGGCGUUUGCAGUUGCUAGGUUCAUUCAGAAAGGUGGCUCCUUCGUAAACUACUACAUGUACCAUGGAGGAACAAAUUUUGGAAGAACAGCUGGAGGUCCUUUUAUUACCACCAGCUACGACUACGAUGCUCCUAUCGAUGAAUACGGCUUAUUAAGACAGCCAAAAUACAAUCAUCUAAAGGAACUUCAUAAUGCAAUAAAAUUAUGCGAGCCUGCUUUGAUCGCCGCUGAUCCUAAAGUUACUGCUUUAGGAAACUACGAACAGGCACAUGUGUAUUCUUCAAAACCGGGACAAUGUGCAGCGUUUUUAUCGAAUUACCAUUGGGAUAAAAGUGCAAGGGUGACAUUUAAUAAUAUGCACUACGAUCUGCCUCCUUGGUCAAUUAGCAUACUCCCCGAUUGCAAAUAUGCCGUUUAUAAUACUGCAACGGUUAGAUCGAAGACAACAUUGCCACAAAUGUUGCCUACAAAUGCAAGAAUGCUAUCGUGGGAAACAUUCAAUGAAGACAUUUCGUCGAACGAUGUCGACGCAAAAAUCACGGUUGUUGGUCUUUUGGAGCAAUUAAACGUCACUAGAGAUGCUACCGAUUACCUUUGGUACAUGACCAGUGUCGAGAUUAGUUCAACGGAAUCUUUUCUACGUGGAGGAUCGAGUCCAAUUCUCAGUGUGGAUUCAGCAGGACAUGUAUUGCAUGUAUUUGUAAAUGGACAACUAUCAGGAUCAUCAUUUGGGAGUCAAGAAAACAGAAAACUCACCUUCGCCAAAGCUGUCAACUUACAUGCUGGAAUAAACGGCAUCGCUCUACUCAGUGUAGCUGUUGGAUUGCCGAACAACGGCCACCGUUUCGAAACAUGGAGCACCGGAGUAGUGGGGCCCGUUGUUGUACAUGGCCUAGACCACGGACCAAGAGACUUGUCCAGCCAAAAAUGGUCAUACAAGGUCGGGUUGAAAGGGGAAGCGAUGAACUUAGCUUCACCGAGUAAAAUUUCCUCUAUUGAUUGGUUAAAAGAGUCAUUUGUAGCAAACGAGCACCGGCCACUUACGUGGUACAAGGCUUACUUCAAUGCACCACGAGGAAACGAGCCUUUAGCCUUGGACUUAGGUAGCAUGGGCAAAGGCCAAGUGUGGAUCAACGGCCAAAGUAUCGGAAGAUAUUGGAAUGCUUAUGCUAAAGGUCAAUGCAACACGUGUAGCUAUGCCGGCACAUUUCGUCAGGCAAAAUGCCAAUACGGCUGUGGAAAACCGACUCAAAGAUGGUAUCACGUUCCUCGGUCAUGGUUGAAGCCUGUGCGGAAUUUGGUAAUAGUGUUCGAGGAAAUCGGCGGUGAUGCUUCGAAAAUUGCUCUUGUUCAAAGAUCAGUCACAUAUGUAUAGAGAUGAAGAGAGGGGCAUACUGGUAAAUUAGGUUUCAUUGUAAGUUUUUUAUAGUGUGGAAAAAAGAGGAGGUAUAUCAUUUGUACUCCAUUCUUUGUAAAUUAUGUGGAACAUUGAAUUAAAAUACACUUUGUUUCAUAAGGAAAAAAAGUAUAUAUAAAAGGUUCAUUAAUGGAGGUUUAGAUUUACA